GCAGAAAGAGAGGAAGGAAGGAAGGGAGGAAGGAAAGAAAGAAAAAAGGAUGGUAAUGGCCCUGUGGUGGCUUAGUCAAACUUCGGAGCAACAGAGUAAGUCCCCUCUUGCCCUCAGGGAUCAAUCCCGGACCUCAGUCCUUCAAAACUGAAGAACACUUAACAAAACGACUACUCUUCGAAACCCAGGCUGGGGAUUAUGCGAAAUGAUCCCAAGCCACGCAAGAUAUGAGAAAAUAAAAUGUCCACGUUCCACCACCAAGGAGAAAUGGAAUACUUAGAAUGUAGGCCCAAAGAAAUGGCCCGCUCUUCCGUGUCCCCGCAUCUUGCUAGAGCUUCAUCGACCGCCUAAAAAGUCCCUUUUAUUUCCGCAGCAGAGCCGGCGGCGUUUGCGGAAGGCCCGGCCCUCGCAGUCCGGUCGCGGUCCGAGCUCCCAGGCCUCCGGCCGGCCUCCCAGCUCGCAGCCUGGGACCCACGCGCCGGCCCCCAGGCCCGCGUGGCCGCCCCGCCGGGCCCCUGUGUCGGGCGCUCCGCCUCUCCCGGCCGGCGGCGGCCAUGGCGGCCAGGCAGAUCCCAGCGUCCGCGCUCGCCGCUCUCGGAAGGCUACCUCAAGCUUUCCGGCCACCAAGACUUCUACGGCUCGUAGGAGGGUUCCGGCAGCACCUCAGCUUAACCCUCUCCUCCGCUGCUGAGGAAGACCGCAGAGGAUCUGGGCCCCGCUUGCAAGGCGGGCUAAAGGGAGACGGCAGGCGUCCGGAGAGCAAAGAGUUAACAGCGGCCGAACGGCGGAUCGCGGACCUGCACGCGGCAGCCUGCGCGACUGGCCAGUUAAACUAUGUGGAUCCAGCUACUGGCUAUACCGUGCUCACACAGCUCGCCCACUUGCAGAGAGGUAAAUGCUGUGGCUCUGCCUGCAGACACUGUCCAUAUGGUCAAGUCAAUGUUAAAGAUCCAUCUAAAAGGAAGAAAUUCAAUUCAUAUUUUUAUGUUUGACAACAAUUUCAUCUCUGUUCUCCAUCUAAUAGAGCCUGUAUUAAAAAAAAAAAAAAAAA
Enhydra lutris kenyoni (northern sea otter) is the source of this 1051-nucleotide messenger RNA. RefSeq names its product chromosome unknown C1orf53 homolog. The record is from RefSeq and is a predicted model, not a curated record. Bases 555 to 992 code for a protein of 145 amino acids. Lineage: Eukaryota; Metazoa; Chordata; Mammalia; Carnivora; Mustelidae. The transcript is spliced from 3 exons.